This is a messenger RNA of Brienomyrus brachyistius, 6468 nucleotides long. It is a transcript of the gene grin2cb, whose product is annotated as glutamate receptor, ionotropic, N-methyl D-aspartate 2Cb. NCBI's taxonomy places the organism in Eukaryota, Metazoa, Chordata, Actinopteri, Osteoglossiformes, Mormyridae. The coding region runs from base 272 to 4447 and encodes 1391 amino acids. The transcript is spliced from 13 exons. Gene Ontology annotation, cellular component: postsynaptic membrane; plasma membrane; postsynaptic density membrane. Gene Ontology annotation, molecular function: NMDA glutamate receptor activity; transmitter-gated monoatomic ion channel activity involved in regulation of postsynaptic membrane potential. The record is from RefSeq and is a predicted model, not a curated record. Gene Ontology annotation, biological process: synaptic transmission, glutamatergic; long-term synaptic potentiation; monoatomic ion transport.
CACACUUUCACCAGUGCUUUAACCCACUCCAGCGCGCCCCGCAAGAGAUAAUGUGACCUUCUGCCAAAGUGCCAGAAAGCACGCCACGGGCACCGGGGGCUCCUCUGUCGAUACUGAAAUAGACUCAAACAAGUGCCGAGAGAAGAGAAAGAGGAGGGGGGGAGAGAGAGAGGGUAAAAAGGAAAGCCACUGUGGAAGCGACAAGCAGAGAAUGAGCUGUCGGCUGCCGGGGCUGGAUGCGGAUUGCCAGAGCAGGGCAUAGGUGGCUGAGAUGGGCCUCUCUCUAGGACAGCUGAGAGCCUCCCUGCCGCGUCUGUUGUUCUUUCUACUCUAUACCGCCCCCUGCUGCCAGGCUCGCCCUUUCGAGCAGCCUACUGUCAAUGUGGCAGUGGUGUUCAGUGGCUCCGCCUACCAAGCGGAGAUCAAGGGGCGGCUGAGCCGGGACAACUUCCUGGACCUGCCCCUGGAGGUGAACCCCAUCACGGUGCUGGUGAACGACUCAAACCCACGUGCGCUGCUCACCCGCAUCUGUGACACGCUGGCCGCGCACCGCGUGCAUGGCGUGGUGUUCGAGGACAACAUCGGCACCGAGGCUGUGGCCCAGAUCUUGGAUUUCAUCUCGACACAGACAGCCGUCCCCAUUGUGGGCAUCAGCGGGGGAUCAGCAGUUGUUCUCCCACACAAGGGUGAGGGCUCGGCGUUUCUGCAGCUUGGGUCAUCCAUAGAGCAACAGAUCAAUGGGAUGUUCAAGGUGAUGGAGGAAUACGACUGGCGCAACUUUGUAGUGAUCACCAGUCUCUAUCCCGGGCACGAGACCUUCGUAGACUACAUCCGCUCCUUCACGGACACCAGCUACUUCCUGUGGGAACUGCAGGAUGUGCUGAGCUUCGAGAUGUCGGAGGCCGCCAACGACAUCCGCACGCGCCGGAUGCUGCAGCAGGUCGACGCCCAGGUCUUGUUGGUCUACUGCUCCCACGAGGAAGCGGUCUACCUCUUCGCCAUGGCAACUGAGGCGGGGCUAGUGGGGCCCGGAUAUAUAUGGAUUGUUCCCAGCCUGGCUGUGGGAAACCCUGACCUCGUCCCCCCGGAAAGCUUUCCCGUCGGACUCAUAAGCAUCACCACGGAUGGCUGGAAGAAGAGUCUGCGGCAACGCGUGCGGGAUGGGGUGGCUAUUGUGGUGAACGGUGUACAGAGCUUCCGCAGACACCAGGGGUUUGUCCCCGAGGGCUACAAUGACUGUCACAGUCCUAUGCAUCCUUCAAGCAACAAUACCCUGUUCAGGCACAUGUUGAAUGUCACAUGGGAACACCGCGAUUUGUCCUUCAACCCGGACGGCCACCUCACCAACCCAUCCAUGGUGAUCAUUACUUUGGACCGAGAGCGACAGUGGGACAAGGUAGGGAGCCUCGAAAGGGGCAUUCUCCAGAUGAGGUAUCCGGUCUGGCCACGCUAUGGCAACUUCCAAGAACCCUUGUCUGACAACCGGCACCUGACAGUGGCCACCUUGGAAGAGCGGCCCUUCGUCAUCGUCGAGAACGUGGACCCGGACACCGGCACCUGCGUGCGCAACACAGUGCCGUGCCGCCGUCAGGCCAACAAGACCGAAGUGAUUGCAGGCCACACAGAACCAUACACUAAACUCUGCUGUAAAGGCUUCUGUAUAGACAUCCUGAAGAAACUCUCCCGUACCAUUAAGUUCUCCUAUGACCUGUACCUGGUCACCAAUGGAAAGCAUGGAAAGCUGGUCCGUGGGAUUUGGAACGGAAUGAUUGGAGAGGUGUUUUAUAAGCGUGCAGACAUGGCCAUUGGGUCCCUCACCAUUAAUGAGGAGCGGUCAGAAAUUAUUGACUUCUCUGUGCCGUUCGUGGAAACAGGGAUCAGCGUAAUGGUGGCUAGGAGCAACGGGACUGUUUCCCCUUCGGCCUUUCUUGAGCCGUACAGCCCAGCGGUGUGGGUCAUGAUGUUCGUCAUGUGCCUGACCGUCGUGGCCGUCACUGUGUUCGUCUUUGAAUAUUUCAGUCCCGUCGGAUACAACCGCAGCUUAGUCAGAGCCAAAGCUCCAGGGGGUCCCACUUUCACGAUUGGGAAAUCAGUAUGGCUGCUGUGGGGCAUUGUCUUCAACAACUCUGUGCCCAUCGAGAAUCCCAAAGGCACCACCAGCAAGAUCAUGGUGUUGGUCUGGGCCUUCUUUGCUGUCAUUUUCUUGGCCAGCUACACAGCCAAUCUGGCUGCUUUUAUGAUCCAGGAGCAGUACAUUGACACAGUCUCUGGGCUCAGUGACAAAAAGUUCCAGAAGCCCCAGGAACAUUACCCGCCAUUUCGCUUUGGCACGGUGCCCAAUGGUAGCACGGAGAGGAACAUCCGUAGUAACUAUCCAGACAUGCACACUCACAUGAUCAAGUACAAUCAGCGAGGAGUGGAGGAUGCACUUAACAGUCUGAAAUCAGGCAAGCUGGAUGCCUUCAUCUAUGACGCAGCAGUGUUAAACUACAUGGCUGGCAAAGAUGAGGGCUGCAAGCUGGUGACCAUUGGCAGUGGAAAGGUGUUUGCGACGACAGGCUAUGGCAUCGCCCUGCAGAAGGACUCCCGCUGGAAGCGCCCCAUUGACCUGGCCUUACUCCAGUUCCUAGGAGACGGUGACACCGAGAGGCUGCAGACGGUGUGGCUGUCGGGGAUCUGUCAGAACGAGAAAAACGAGGUGAUGAGCUCCAAGCUGGACAUCGACAACAUGGCGGGGGUCUUCUACAUGCUGCUGGUGGCCAUGGGCCUCAGCCUGCUGGUGUUUGCCUGGGAACACCUGCUAUACUGGAAGUUGCGCCACUCCGUGUGCAAGUCAGACCGGCUGGACUUCCUGCUCGCCAUCAGCAGGGGCAUUUACAGUUGCUUCAGUGGAGUCGAGGAUCCAGAUCGGUCUGCCAGCAUCCCAAACCCUGACAUCACCACCAACUAUGCCCAGGCCAACAUGUUAAAGAUGCUUCAGACUGCUAAGGAUAUAGUCUCCUCGACUAAAGUGGAGAAUUCCCUAGAAAACGCCACUAAGACCAUAGAGAACUGGAGCCGACACGGUGACAUCAAGGGUGGCCUCCAGGGCAGACUUCCACAGGUGGCCCAUACAGAAAUGCUGACCAAUCGCUUUCCAUAUGUCUCCAGCAUUACGGAAAACCACGCCUCUUUCCCACAAUGCCCUUUGACUCCCACAUUCCCCAUGCAUUAUGGUGAAAACUCCAGCCAGACAUUGAUAGAGAGACCGAGGGUGCUGGCGCAGGCACAUCCGGUGCACUAUACUUUUCCUAUUCAGGGUAGCCGCCUCUAUGACAGGAUGCUGCCCGUAUCCAGCCUGAGUAGUCCUGGGGUUAUCAUGAAGGAUGCCCUCCCUCCUGUGCUGAAUCAUCACCAAAGCAGUGGGCUGGUUGUGGAUCCCCAACAUCGCGGAUCCUCAUUUGUCCCAUACAGAGAGUUUCCGGUGCCAGAUGUGUAUGCGGAGCACCGGGAGCCCAUGAUCCAUAAGGCUCCCGCCAAUGGCCUAAGACGCAAGAAGAGGUCCCACAGCUACCUGGAUGAGUCUUCGAGGCCGAGGAGGAAGCAGGAUUACGAAGAGCGAUCUGCGAGCCUGGUAGAGCUGAGAGCGAACCACCUCAUGGACCCCCAUGUUCCUGCUGCCUUAGCCUGUGUGAACAGUCAAUUUCCAAGAACCAGCACCGGCUGCAAAUCCUGCGUUAAAUCGUAUGUGGAGCCCGAACAGGAUGAUGUACCUCUACUGGGGCGGCGGAGCGUGAAUCGCAGGCCGUCUUUUCUCAAGGCCACCUGGGGAAGUGACCGAGCUCACCAGCUGGAUGAGAUGCCCUCCACCCCCAUGUCUACUUGCAUAGACGUGCCAGACCUCUUUCCCCGAAGGGUGGCGGCCAAAUCUGCAAGGUACUAUAACUCUAUGGGGAAAGGCUUGUGCUACCCAGUGCCAAUUGAGCAUGCCUACCUCCAUCCAGCCCACAGUCACCCAUUUAAGAGGCAAAGGCUGAAACACUCUCAGUCCACUCGCUUGCCGUCUUAUCGGGAGGCCAUUCUCCAAAAUGCAGCUGCUCUGCGGAGAUCUUCCACCGUAUUGCACAGACACUAUUCUACCUACCUGGACGCAUAUGGAGACAUGCCAGUCUAUAUGGGGCCCCUUGCACAGGGAACAACCCCGACCUGUGAACACUCCAUGGAGAUGUGCAACCUCUUCCCUUGCAUGGGUCACUGCCCGGAAGAUGCCUCCCUGGUACCUGGGCAGAUAGGGUACCAGGACAAUGUGUACAGAGUGUACAGGGACGCCGGGAGGGGUCAGGAGGACUCCACACUGAUAGCACCUCACAGCAGAGACAGGAGGCACGUUGUAGUCACGGGCAGAGGUGCCAAUCCUCGUGUGCCAAAGCCUUGGAGCAGGGUGUCUAGCCUGGAAUCAGAGGUUUGAGCAUUCCUCCUUUUCCUUGCCAGGAAAAGGUGAUAACACUGUUUUCAUUUGGCUGCUUUAAGAAAUAAGUGACUCUGAUCGACAUUCAGCCACUGGUCCAAGCAAAAAAAAAAAAAGUACAAGCUACAGAGGACUUCAAAUUGUUUACUUUCUGCAAUAAUGUCUCGGCUGCAGGGAAGAAGAAGACACUGUCAUGUAGUCAAAGCUGGAUCAUGUCAACUUGACUUUAAGAGAAAAAAAUCAUGUUGAACAGUUCUCAGCGUAUUCGAUCGAUUGAUUGUUAUUUAUCCAGUAAUGGUGUCUUUCUGUUGAGUGGAUCCAUUACAUGAGGUAUAUUGCAGCGAUUAUCUAUAAAGCACCAUGGCUUCAUGGAGGGCUCCUAGUCAAAAUGUAAGAAAGAAAAGUUUGGUUUUAUUUGGAAAAAAAACAUAAUUAGUAUUUUUUUUCACUUAUUCAGACAUGAACUGGCAAAAAUAAUAAUAAUAAUUAAAAAAAUCACAUUCCUGAAAUAUCUGCCAUGAACUUUGUAAGCACAGGGCAAGGAGACAUUGUUAACUGCAGCUUUUGCUUCAACAGCAGCUCCUUGUGACAGGGUUUUAAAAUGAUUAGUAUCACACCUGUAUUACAGAGGCUCUUCCAUUCACUAAUAAAUUACUAAGGUAUUCCGGAGGUCCCUCACUGCUCCUGCAGUUUCGUCUUUUUCUUGGGUGACUGAGAAAAGGCUCAGGAGAGACUCCAAACAUUUUUCUCCCCCUUAUGUGAGUUAGUAAAGCACAAUUUGCCAUGAAGGGGGGGGGGAGGGGGUGUAUAUUUCUUUUUUUUUGAGGAGGCAUACAAAUUAAUGUUGUGAAUCACACAUAUACAACAAAAUAUUAUUUAAACAUACAAAUAAGCGACUGAUUUGAAAUUUGAUACUGCUUAUCUAAAAUUAUUGUCUCCUGCAACAUAUAUUUCAAAGUUUUAUGCUAUUCCAUCUUGUAUUCUUGUAGUAGCAGUAUUAUAAAUAUGAAGUAUUAGUAAUAAUAGUUUAGUAAGAGUAACGAUAUAAGGGCUUUGAAUCACUGCUGCGUUUGUUACAUUUAUGAAAAUAAACUCUCAAAACUAUCCAGAUUAAGGUAUAAUGUUGAAAUUUGGCACAGGGCUAAGGAAAAUGUUUACAAGUCCACUUCAUAUCGUCUCUUGUGUUAUUGUCACUGAGUUCUUUUUCCAAUUUUCUUACGUGAGCUAGUCAUGAGUUAAGAUGCUUGUUGAGAAAACAGAGGCUAGUUAGAUUGCUGAGUAAUACACACGUCCAUCACCAACUGCGGAUCAUAUACCCUCAGUAGUACACGCAAGCUCCAACUGCGGAUCAUAUACCCUCAAUAGUACACGCAAGCUCCAGCUGCGGAUCAUAUACUCUCAGUAGUACACGCAAGCUCCAACUGCGGAUUAUAUACCCUCAGUAGUACACGCAAGCUCCAGCUGCGGAUCAUAUACCCUCAUUAGUACACCCAAGUUUCAUAUCCCAUAACCAUUGCACACAUACAUACUUGGGAGGCAAAGACAACAAGCCUUGCUUAAACUGCCGGUUUUCAGCUGUGACACCAGCAGCACAGUGCCUAUAAAGGUUUAUAUUGACACUCAGGGUUGGGGGUUUAAAUCCUACCCUGCGUGUGGAUUCUGCAGUAAGACCCUGUGCUGGGUAAGUGAUUGGACAAAGGAUGGAUAGAUUCUCUAUAUUAAGGAAUGAAAUUAUCUCAUUAGCAGUGAAUAGUCCCCCUCAUUUCCACAGUGGAAGCAUAUUGCAGUGGUGUAAAUAUACCUUCUUACCUAUUCAUCACUCGAGAUCAGAUGUUUUGAAAAGUUAAGUACUGUAAUGACACUGGACUUGCCACCAGCUGGUUGUUGGUUCAUGUCCCAGGAGGGCCUCUGCUGUUCUGUGUUUCAGCAAACCAUUCACAUUUGUUUGAUGCAGUGAACAUUUCUGGCUAUGUAAACCACCUCACAUAAAUGUGUAUGCUAAGCAAUUAAAUAGGGAAGAA